Molecule: messenger RNA, 2167 nt
Organism: Zea mays
Lineage: Eukaryota; Viridiplantae; Streptophyta; Magnoliopsida; Poales; Poaceae
Product: putative folate-biopterin transporter 4
Exons: 8
Coding region: 427-1914 (495 amino acids)
Cellular component (GO): membrane
Source: RefSeq, a predicted model, not a curated record
GCCCGAGUGGCAUGAACGAGCUCCAACCUGUGAUGCUUCAAGUUGGUUUAUUAGUUUUUUUUAUCAAAGUUGGUUUAUUAGUUGGGUCGUAACACAACUGGCAUUUUCAUUUCCAAACAAACAAAAAAAAAACGCUGGGCUUGACAACAAAAGGCCCAACAUUAGGAACCAGGCCCGGCCAACCCCCGCACGUGACUGCCGUCCGCCGUUCCGGUCCUCGCCCGGUCGCCCCUCCCCGCGUCGUGCUCGUGUCGUGUCGGCCGUCGGUGGUUCCUGGAACUGGAAGGAAGGAGACCCGGCCCCUCGCCUCGUCUGACCUCUCUCGUCCCCUCCGCCAUCUCAUUUCGCUUCCCUUUACCUCCCUCCCCGGUGGAUGUGGAUCCAUACCGUGUCCUAGCCCUACAUCGCAGCGCGAAGCAAGGAGCCAUGGCGGCGGCCCAGCAUCAUCAGUUGUGGUGGCCGGGGCGGAUGGCAGCGGCGUUCGGGCCCUCCUUCCUCUGCCUCGUCUGCCUCAUCUACUUCAUCCAGGGUUUCAGGUCUUUCGUCUGGACAGCUGUCUCCUACCAAAUGAAGGACGUGAUGAAGCUAUCGCCCUCUACAUCGCAGUUUCUGGUCUCCCUUGCAUAUUUCCCUUGGAGCAUCAAACCUAUAUAUGGGAUCUUGUCAGAUUGCGUUCCAAUUAAACAGAGGAAGCGUAUACCCUAUUUGAUCAUUUCUAGUUGCCUUUCUCUACUUCCGUGGCUUAUCCUAGGACUAUCACAAGCUUUAAGGAGCUCAGCCAAUAUGCUCACUGCCUUGCUCAUAGUACAGAAUCUGGGAUCUGCGAUGGCGGAUGUUGUUAUAGAUGCAAUGGUUGCGGAAGCAGUUCGAUCAGCCGGGCCGGAGUUUGCUGGCGAUCUACAGUCAUUAUCUUGGUCAUCGAUGGCUGUAGGUGGGAUUUUUGGGAGUUUACUGGGAGGAUAUGCAUUAUCCAAUCUCCCAAUACAUGCAAUAUAUAUUGUUUUCUCAGUCCUCCCAUUCUUCCAAUUAGUUUCCUGCAUGUUUGUUGAGGAUUCUCCAAAAGGGUUCCACAACGCCAGUGAUGAACAUAAGUAUGUAGACAACCAGAGUUCUGUUACUGUUUUUUCUGGAAAAGGCUCUAGUGAGGGCACUAGAAGGCGAAAGGGAACUUCUAAAAGUAACAACAGAAGUCCACAGGCAAAGCGAACUGAGUCUAAUGAAAAACACAACGGGUCAAUUAAUUCGUUGCCAUGUUUGUCUCUGAGGUCAGCCUUCUUCAGUCUCUGCACAGCUUUUAAGCAGCCAAAUAUUCUGCGGCCUAUGGCAUGGUUUUUCUUUUCAAAUGUUACAAUUCCAAAUAUCUCCACAGUUAUGUUCUAUUAUCAAACAGAGGACCUAAAUUUGGAGGCAUCCUUUCUAGGGACUGCACGUGUGAUUGGGUGGUUCAGUCUGAUGCUUGGCACCUACACCUACAACCGCUAUUUUAAACAGAAGAAGCUCAGGAAUAUUCUUGUGUUUGCUCAUGUUGGUCUUGCCGUAAUUACCCUACUGGACAUUGUUUUGGUGUCACGGUUACAUGUUCAGUAUGGAAUUGCCGAUAAGUACAUGGUGCUGUGGGGUUCCGCGUUGGCUGAUGCAAUCAACCAGUUCAAGAUGAUGCCGUUCCUGAUCCUGUCAGGACAGCUUUGCCCACCUGGAAUCGAGGGCACACUGUUUGCUCUCUUCAUGUCAAUCAACAACCUUGGUUCAACACUAGGCUCAUUCCUGGGGGCUGCUAUGGCAUCAGCUUUGAACCUCUCCACAGCACAGUUUGACAAUCUUGCUCUGGGUUUGGGUGUACAGAUGAUUUGUACUCUCUUGCCGAUUGGGUUCCUAUCUCUGAUUCCAAAGGAAGUCACAGGGCUAACAUCAUAGGUUGAGCUGUGUACCAGAGAGAGAGGAAUAUACACAUCAUAGGAAGGAAAUUCAAGAUAGUUGGAAAAUAGACAGUUGUGUUGACAGUAUAUGUACAAGCUCUGUACCAGGACGAGAGAAAAAUAGAGUGCAAUAGAUCUGUAGGCAAAGAUUAAAAUCACUUGAUGUUGACAGAUGUUGAUGUUACUUGACAUGUGUAGAAAUGAGAACAAACAUGAAAGUGACGUUGCUAAUGAAUGAAUCUGUGCAUGUC